Molecule: messenger RNA, 4737 nt
Organism: Sarcophilus harrisii (Tasmanian devil)
Lineage: Eukaryota; Metazoa; Chordata; Mammalia; Dasyuromorphia; Dasyuridae
Gene: HCN1
Product: hyperpolarization activated cyclic nucleotide gated potassium channel 1
Exons: 8
Coding region: 124-2820 (898 amino acids)
Biological process (GO): potassium ion transport; transmembrane transport
Cellular component (GO): membrane
Molecular function (GO): voltage-gated potassium channel activity
Source: RefSeq, a predicted model, not a curated record
CCAAACGGGGAACCAGAGUGAGCAAGGGGCAGCAAGCCUAGGUUCUCUUCUGACUUUGUUUCUUUUGCUUUUCCCUUCGGUGAGCCUGGAGCUCCGCUCCCCCACAGACCACGUCCUCCAACCAUGGAAGGCGCUGGAAAGCCCAACUCCUCAUCCAGCAGCCGGGACGACGGCAACACCGUCUUCCCGGUGAAAGCUCCAGCCUCGGGGGCUGGCGCUUCGGGGGCAACGGCUGAGAAGAACCUGGGCAGCCCCGCGGGGGGCGGAGGCGGCAGCACCAAGGAGCAUGGCAACUCCGUGUGCUUCAAGGUGGACGGGGGCAGCGGUGGCGGCGCGGGCGCCGGCGGCGGCGAGGAGCCUGUGGUGGGCUUUGAAGAUGCCGAGGGACCCCGGCGGCAGUACGGCUUCAUGCAAAGGCAAUUCACCUCCAUGCUGCAGCCGGGCGUCAACAAAUUCUCCCUCCGCAUGUUCGGCAGCCAGAAGGCAGUGGAGAAGGAGCAGGAAAGGGUUAAAACUGCAGGUUUCUGGAUUAUCCACCCUUAUAGUGAUUUCAGGUUUUACUGGGAUUUAAUAAUGCUUAUAAUGAUGGUUGGAAAUCUUGUCAUCAUACCGGUUGGCAUCACAUUCUUUACAGAGCAAACGACAACUCCAUGGAUUAUUUUCAAUGUGGCGUCAGACACUGUUUUCCUGUUGGACUUGAUAAUGAAUUUUAGGACUGGGACUGUUAAUGAAGACAGUUCUGAAAUCAUCCUGGACCCUAAAGUUAUCAAGAUGAAUUAUUUAAAAAGUUGGUUUGUUGUUGACUUCAUCUCAUCAAUACCAGUGGAUUAUAUCUUUCUCAUAGUUGAAAAAGGGAUGGAUUCAGAAGUUUACAAGACAGCCAGAGCCCUUCGAAUUGUGAGAUUUACAAAAAUUCUGAGUCUCUUACGUUUACUUCGACUUUCAAGGUUAAUUAGAUAUAUACAUCAGUGGGAAGAGAUUUUCCAUAUGACGUAUGAUCUAGCCAGUGCGGUGGUGAGGAUAUUUAACCUCAUUGGAAUGAUGCUUCUCCUUUGCCAUUGGGAUGGCUGUCUUCAGUUCUUAGUACCUUUACUACAAGACUUCCCCUCAGAUUGCUGGGUGUCUCUAAAUAAGAUGGUUAAUGAUUCCUGGGGAAAGCAGUACUCGUAUGCACUCUUCAAAGCUAUGAGUCACAUGCUAUGCAUUGGUUAUGGAGCCCAAGCACCAGUCAGCAUGUCUGAUCUUUGGAUUACCAUGUUGAGUAUGAUUGUAGGGGCCACCUGUUAUGCCAUGUUUGUCGGCCAUGCCACUGCAUUAAUACAAUCUCUGGAUUCCUCCCGAAGACAAUAUCAAGAGAAGUAUAAGCAAGUGGAACAAUACAUGUCAUUCCACAAGUUACCAGCUGAUAUGCGCCAGAAAAUUCAUGACUACUAUGAACACAGGUACCAGGGCAAAAUCUUUGAUGAAGAAAACAUCCUCAGUGAGCUUAAUGAUCCUCUGAGAGAAGAGAUAGUCAACUUCAACUGUAGAAAGUUAGUGGCCACCAUGCCACUUUUUGCUAAUGCUGAUCCUAAUUUUGUGACUGCAAUGCUGAGCAAACUACGAUUUGAAGUAUUUCAGCCUGGAGAUUAUAUCAUUCGAGAAGGAGCUGUGGGCAAAAAAAUGUACUUCAUCCAGCAUGGUGUUGCUGGUGUCAUCACUAAAUCCAGUAAGGAAAUGAAGCUGACGGAUGGCUCUUACUUUGGAGAAAUUUGCCUUUUGACAAAAGGCCGCCGCACAGCCAGUGUCCGAGCUGAUACUUACUGCCGCCUCUAUUCACUGUCUGUGGACAAUUUCAAUGAGGUUUUGGAGGAGUAUCCCAUGAUGAGGAGAGCCUUUGAAACAGUAGCGAUUGACCGACUAGAUCGAAUAGGAAAGAAGAAUUCAAUUCUUCUGCAGAAGUUCCAGAAGGAUCUGAAUACUGGUGUUUUCAAUAAUCAGGAGAAUGAGAUCCUGAAACAGAUCGUAAAGCAUGACAGGGAAAUGGUUCAAGCUAUUGCUCCAAUGAAUUUUCCCCAAAUGCCAACCUUGAAUUCCAGCACUUCCACCACAACUCCAUCCUCCCGAAUGAGAACACAAUCUCCUCCCGUUUACACAGCAACCAGCCUGUCUCAUAGCAACCUUCAUUCCCCAAGUCCCAGCACUCAGACCCCACAACAAGCUGUCAUCCUGUCACCUUGUUCUUAUACCACAGCAGUCUGCAGCCCUCCAGUACAGAGCCCCCUGGCAGCUCGAACUUUUCAAUAUGCCUCCCCAACGACUUCCCAACUGUCACUGAUGCAGCAGCAGCCACCUCCACCACAGCCACCACCCCAGCAGCCCCAACCACAGCAGCCACAGCCACCACCUCAACCUCUGCAGCAACAGCAGCCACAGACACCUACCAUCUCUUCCCAGAAAAAUGAGGUGCACAGGAGUACCCAGGCUCUUCACAACACCAACUUGACCAGAGAAGUCAGACCCCUAUCAGCCUCUCAGCCUUCGCUGCCUCAUGAGAUCUCCACUCUGAUUUCCAGACCUCAUCCCACAGUAGGAGAGUCUCUAGCUUCAAUCCCACAGCCUGUCUCUGCUGUCCAUGGUACAGGCAUUCAGGCAGGCCCCAGGGGCAGUGUUCCUCAGAGAGUCACCCUCUUUCGACAGAUGUCUUCUGGAGCAAUCCCUCCCCACCGAGGAGCUGUCCCAACCCCACCACCAGCAACAGCUACACUACAGAGAGAUUCCUCCACUGUCUUAAGUACAGACCCAGAAGGAGACAAACCACGAUUUGCUUCAAAUUUAUGAUCCUUGCUGAUUAUGACAGCAGAAAGUACUGUUAUAAACUGAGACUUUCCCCCAGAAACUAUUUUAAUCUAUGUCCUGAAUAGGUCCCUGUAGUCUACUCAGAAGAAAUAUUUUAGACAGCUCUACCCUACAUACAAAAUGUAAAUAUAUAUAUACAUAUAUACAUAAUAUACAUAUAUAUAUAUUUAAAGUUCCCCAAAGAAAGAAAUUUAAAAGACCUGUUUAGCAUUCAGUGUUAUGUCUUCUUUUCUUUAAAUCAUUAAAGGAGUCUAAAUUUUGUUGUAAGAUUAUUUAUUUUUAACCUUCAUUGACUCAAAAAUUACUUUGAAACAUGUAUUUCUCUACUUUAUGGAAAAUUUCUAGAUUGAAUGAAAAAAUCAAAUUACCAUGACCUUCAUAGAUGAAAAGACAAUGCUAACUCUGAUAAGAACUUUGUUUUUAAGAAGGUAAUUAUGAGUUAGUGAAUAGCAAUUAUUAUUUUUUCUUUUUUUCAAACUGCCAUUAAUUGCAAAAUUGCAAAAUUAAUUUCUCUGAAUUGGAAACAAUUAUUUAAUUAUGUAUUCAUUGACAGGUUCCAUUUUCUAGAUCAUACUGUGUUUUGGUGCUUUCCAUGCUGAAUUAGGUUGAAGAACACCAUCGGCUCAAAUCAUCUCCAGUAGAAGGACUAUCACAAUCAUUGCUCUGGAUGGUUCUAACUGCAAACAUGGUUAUUGAUCUUGUUUCUGCAAACUGAGUGAACUAUUUUCUCUGUACUGUGAUGUCAGAUAUUUAUGAAGAAAGACCCAAUGCUCAAUUAAUGUCAGUUUUAAUAACUUUUCUGACCCAAACAAAAUAAUAGUUGCAGUGUGGUAUGCUAUGACAGUUAUUGUUUUGAAAUUGAGUGUCAUCUCUUCACUUCAAAACUUAGUUUUAAAUUUUACCAAACCUAACUGUGACAAACAUUCAAAUGUAAUCUAACAGCUCGAAACAUAUACUGUUACUUUUACUUACAAUGUUUUUGAUGCAAAAGUAUAUGCUUGAUCCUGCAAAUUACUUGUAUUUCACUCAGACCAUCACUUUUCUUCUUCCUUGCCAUAAGCAAGUAUCUGAAAAUAUUCCCUGCAUGCUUUUUGAAAAAAAAAAAUAGGUUCAAUCAGUCAUUGUAGGGAAAAAAAACUUACAGUAUUUCUUGACUUUAUAAAACUAAACAUUCAUAAAUUGUGUCUACCUUUAAAUUCCUAUAAUGCUGGUUUGGAAUCUCUAACGUAAGUCUAGAAGUGAGUUUUUAUUUUUAUUAUUAUUUAAAAGGUCAUCUGUAAACACAGCUUGAUUUAGAGUUUCAAGUGCAUUCUGUGUCUUCACUGUAGUUGGUAGUUAACUGUGGUAUUAAUUUAAAAGAAAUAAAUAUAAUAUAGCAUCAAGUCUGUUUGGGAAUGCACAAUUUGCUCUGUGUAUAGUGAAACUAUGUGGAUAGUCAUUCUUAAAGCAUGUAAUGUACUACAUAACCCGUAGAUAGAAGGUUUAUUAUUUUAAGUGUCUCCAAUAGUUGGAAAAAGUGACAGAAAGCAGGGUUAAAGCUUUACUGUUGUAUGAAUGUUUCUUUCCUUUGCUCAGAUCUUCCCAUAAUCUUGUAAAUGGGUCUUUGUUCAAUUUCUUCACAAAAGAUGUUCCUAAAUAAUCAUUUGUGCCUACUUUCUCACAGUAAAUAAUGGAUGACUGGAACACAAUCUGAAGAGUCUUGGUAAUCAACUUUUGCAAAAACAAAACAAGUGUCCCAAUCAAUCCACCUUAAGAAAAUGUUCUCAAGUUUCUUCAAUGCUGAUAUAAACUCUGAAUGGAGAAGUUACACACUACCAUAUACCACACAUAGAAAUAUAUUACUGAAAGCCAAAAAAAAGUCCUAGAAUGGACAGAGUUUGACCUAUGGGGCAUGACAUG